CUCCUUUAAUUGGGCGUAAAUUUAAAAUGUUUUUAGCAUAUAUAUUAUUAAAGAGUUUUGUGUAUCCAUUCAAUAGAAUCCCUUGACUAAACGUAAUAUAUUUAUAUAGCAGGAAAGUGUUAAGUUUAACUAAAUAAAAGAAAACAUGCUUUAAUAUACAGAAGUGGGAACGUAAUAGAAAACAUAGAAAAUUUAUUCCAAUUUCAUCUUGAAGGAACUACUUUUUUCUUUGGUCAGUUAUUAAGUUGAAAGUAUUGCAAAGUUUUAUUAAAAAGAAACGGAUAUGGAAAACGACCUGGAAAACUCGUCCUCGGUAUUGAACAAGGAGUUCAUACAAACGGCAUGCGAACACAAUAAUCUUUGUAUGAAACCAGAAGACUAUUUUGACUACAUGUUGAAAGAUAUUACAGACCCAGCGCCUGAAGAGUGGGUUCUUAUAUCGCUUUACAUUGUUGUUUUUGUCAUAGGAUUUACCGGGAACAUGCUCGUGUGUUAUGUUAUCUCCCAAAUGAUGUGCAUGCAAACUGUGACAAACUUGUUUUUGCUGAACUUGUCAAUAGCAGACAUAUUCAUUCUCCUGAUAAGUCUGCCUACAACGCUGCUGAUAGACGUCACUGAUACAUGGUUCUUUGGGACAGUUUUGUGUAAAAUAAACCAGUUUUUAAACACGACAUCCAUCGCGGUGUCUGUGCUCACUUUGACAGCAAUCUCUGUGGAACGCUGGUACGCCAUUUGUCACCCUCUCCGUUUUCAUAGCACCGUUCGGAGAGCAAGGGUGAUCAUUCUUGUCAUCUGGUUGCUGUCCUCGUGCGUUGCAUUGCCCGAAACAAUCGCUGCGGAGGAAGUUCGGCAGUGGAACGAAUCUGUAUUGUUUGCCUCGUGCUAUCCUGUGAGAUUAGGCCUCACUGGAUUAAUGAUUUGGCAAAUAUGUUUGAUCAUCGGGUUGUACGUCUUGCCGAUCUGCCUGAUGGGAUUCACAUACACCCAUAUUGCAUACGUACUCUACACAUGCGGGAUACCCGGAGAACCAACAACACAAAGACCAAUGUUAGGCAGUUCUUCAAGCGAAAAUGAGGAUCAGUUAGAUGCAAGGAAAAAGGCCGCGAAAAUGUUAUUUGCAAUUGUUCUACUUUUUGCGCUGUGCUUUUUACCGAAUCAUCUUUUGAAUAUAUUGCGGUAUGCUGGUGCUUUGGAUAAUGUGGAGAACGCCAAAACCUUCGCCCUUGUUGCUCAUCUUGCUAUAUUUCUUAACAGCUGUCUGAAUCCAAUAAUUUAUAACUUUAUGAGUGACAAGUUCCGGAAGGCAUUCCGUCAAGUUUUGAGGGCCUGCCUUCAUUGCCGCUGCAAGAAGGCCCGGGGCACAUUCAGGAUGAGCGACGGCUACAAAGUCACCUUCACAAGGGGCGAGAUACAGGAACAAAACAGUCUUCGUCUUCAGGAGUAUAGUUGUGCUGUGGCAAACAACAGCAGUCUGAUCAUUUCAGACCAACUUUAGGGUCAACAACCCAAGUGAACUGUUUGGUACCUAGGUACUUGCUAAUUGUUUGUCGCACCAUCUACCCAUCAGUCACUACCCUUAUAUAUAUAUGUGUGUAUAUAACAGAUACAUUUACUCAUAUAUAAACUAUUUUCACUUAACAAUCCAUAUUAAACGCUUAUCAUUCGCAAGACUUUAGGAAAUAUUUUCUAUAACAUUAUAUCAUUGUGUGUAUGUUCCAUUAAAACUAAUUGUGCAGAUGUAAAAGUAUAUUUGUUCGCAAUCAAACUUGUUUUCCCAAUUUUGUUGUUUGUUAAUCCUGUUUAUUUUGAAAUUAUUCUUGAUUAAAAUUGGCAUCGUAAAUAGUACA
Molecule: messenger RNA, 1847 nt
Organism: Mya arenaria
Lineage: Eukaryota; Metazoa; Mollusca; Bivalvia; Myida; Myidae
Product: orexin receptor type 2-like
Exons: 6
Coding region: 284-1495 (403 amino acids)
Biological process (GO): feeding behavior; G protein-coupled receptor signaling pathway
Cellular component (GO): membrane
Molecular function (GO): orexin receptor activity; neuropeptide Y receptor activity
Source: RefSeq, a predicted model, not a curated record